Molecule: messenger RNA, 3605 nt
Organism: Numida meleagris (helmeted guineafowl)
Lineage: Eukaryota; Metazoa; Chordata; Aves; Galliformes; Numididae
Gene: MAMDC2
Product: MAM domain containing 2
Exons: 12
Coding region: 161-1867 (568 amino acids)
Cellular component (GO): membrane
Source: RefSeq, a predicted model, not a curated record
CGGCCGAGGCUCCCUCCCCGCGCCCCGCCGGGGUGCGCGGGGCCGCGUUCUGCCCCCGCUGUAGCCCCGGGCUCAGCUCGGCCGCGCCCCCGCGCUCUCUCCUUCCCUUUCGCUCGCCCGCUCCGCCGCCGCCUCCAGCCCCGGCUGCCCGGCGCGGAAGAUGCUGCGGCUCUGCCUGCUCGCCCUGCACGCUCUCCGGCUGGCCCGGGCCGCCCCGCUCUCUCCUGGGUCCUGCGCCUUUGAGGACAGCGCCUGCGGCUACGAGUGGGACUACGCGCAUCUGCCCUGGGCGCUGCACGGCGAAGGACAUUACAUUUCUGUGGACACAUCUUAUGAGGGGGAGAAGGCGGUGCUUUUCAGUCCUGACCUAUAUUCUGAAGAGUGGAGCUGCAUCAGACUGAUUUAUCAGAUAGCAACUGCUUCAGCAACUUCACUGAAUCCUGCCAGGCUCAACCUGUACCUGAGGAAAGAAGGAGAGAGCUUUGAUAGUUUACUGUGGUCAGCCAAAGAGCCUUCAGAUAGUUGGCUCAUAGCUAGUUUAGAUUUAACAAACAGCACAAAGAAGUACAAGAUUGUACUGGAAGCUGAAAUGGGACAAGAUAAAUCUGCCAGUAUAGCAGUUUUUGAAAUUAAAAUAACUCCUGGAUAUUGUAUUGAGUGUGACUUUGAAGAAAAUCAUCUUUGUGGCUUUGUGAACCGCUGGAACCCCAAUGUGAACUGGUUUGUUGGAGGAGGAAACAUUCGCAAUUCCCAGUCUAUUCUUCCCAAAGACCACACACUUAACAGUGAAUUGGGUCACUACAUGUAUGUAGACUCUGUUUACGUCAAACAUUUUCAGGAGGUGGCUCAGCUAAUCUCACCAAAGACUACGGCUCCAAUGUCUGGCUGCUUAUCUUUUUAUUACCAACUUAAGCAGGAGAGCAGCAUUGUUUUUACUCUUUACUUGAGAGAUACGAGUGGCUUUUAUGAAGAGAUCUGGAAAACAGACAGUGCCUCAACUGCAGAUUGGGCAUUAGCUGAAGUUGACUUUAGUGCAUCAUACCCAAUGGAGGUAGUAUUUGAAGUUGCUUUCAAUAGUGCCAAGGGAGGUUACGUUGCCCUUGAUGACAUUUCUUUCUCUCCGGUUUACUGCAGCAAUCAGACAGGAAUUAUCUUCAAUCCUGCUGAUGCAGGCUGCAAUUUUGAGGAAGACCUGUGUAAUUUUUACCAGGAUCACAAGGAUGUCCCAGGAUGGAGCAGAGUGAAAGUGAAGCGCAAUGUGUAUAGAGCCGGAGAUCACACUACUGGGUUUGGUUAUUACUUGCUGGCAAACACAAAGUUCACAUCACAGCCUGGGUACAUUGGACGUCUGUAUGGCCCAACCCUGCCAGGAAACUUGCAGUUUUGUCUGCGUUUUUAUUACGCUUUGUAUGGCUUUUUCAAAAUGAGUGGCACCCUUGCUGUUUAUAUCUUUGAGGAGAAUCACGUGGUUCAAGAGAAAAUCUGGUCUGUCUUGGACUCUCCAAAGGGUGUUUGGACUCAAGCUGAAAUCUCCUUCAAAAAACCUAUGCCAUGCAAGGUUGUCUUUGUGAGUUGGUGUAAGAGCUUCUGGGACUGUGGACUUGUGGCACUGGAUGAUAUAUCAUUGAGCCUGGGAAGCUGCCAGGCUGCUGAUCUCUUGCCACCCUCUCCUGGAGAGUGUACUUUUGAAAAAGAUGAGUGUAUGUUUACCCAGAAGAAGAGAGGUCGUGGGAGCUGGCAAAGGAGGAGGGGUCCAACUCCCACCUCUUACACCGGACCAAAAGGGGACCACACUACUGGGGAAAAUCUGUGUUACAGCUGCACCCUCAGCAGAGUAUGGACAUCAGCUACAGAGACAGAUUUGUGAUGUCUGGGGCCGUACAGCCAAAAUCCUGCAUGUGGAAUUGGGAAUGCAGAUGGGAAUGUUUCAUAUAGUGUAGAAAUUUCAGAGUGCCAAGAAGUUACAUACUUCCACUGUCAGUUAUAAACAGGGAAGAUUCUAGGUAGAAUUAUUUAUAACUUCAUAGAUAAGUUUUAAAGCCUGAAAUUCCUCUUACAUGCUCUGAAAUAAAAAUGAGAAGCUUCAGUUGCAAACCUGAGCACAUUCUCACCAGCUCUAUUGGCUAAGUGAUGCAAAUGAAAAAUGUAGUCUAAGUGUGAAACAAGAACAUUCUCCCAGCAGUGAUACCUUAGUGCUGUGGAAUGAUUUUCAAAAGGGAAUCUUGACAUUCUUGUCACUUUCCCAAUGCAGUAUUUGAAAAACUCAUAUUUAGGAAGUGACUUAAAUGACAAAUUUUCUAUAAGUCUUCGUUACCCACACUGUCCAGCUUUUCUACAUCAAGUAGGUGUGUAAUAACAAACCUCGAAGUAAGUGAGAAUUUUUCCUAAUAGUUUUUGAAGUUUAUUUGAGAGGGUUUUUUUGAAAUGUGGGUGACAUUCUUGGAGAGGCAUGUGUAGGCCAUGUCUGUACCACCUACAGUCUCUUCUGCAUAAUACAAGCUAAAAGGAAUAAAUCACAUGAAAAAUAUUGAUGCACCAAUUGUUUUCAUAGGUAACUGAAACUCAGUUCUGUAAAGUGAUUCAACAUUCAGGUUUACUUUUUUUUUUUGUCUUUUCCUGUGGAUAUUCCCUAGGUAAUACCAUUUUUCUUCUUUCAAAUACUCAAUAUUCUAGCACUCCUGUUUCCAAAGACAAUAUCCAUCUCCUUACAGGAGUAACACAUUAAGAGUUCUUGCUGAAGGAAAGGAAUGUGUUUCUUAAUUUCUAAGGCAGAAACUGACUUCAGACCCAUUUUCAGUUUAUAUAUUUUAAUAAGCAUUCUGAGAUUGGAGACUGAUAGUUUGUAUUCUUGGUGAAGCAAGAGAAUCUUUUAAGGUUUGCCUGUGACAGGAGAACAUGUUUACAGCAACAUAAACAUUUAUUCCUUGUAUCAUGCAUUUGUUGGCAGUGAAACAUGCUGUAAAAAUAUGUGGAUUUAGAAUUCACAAAAAAAGAGCUAAUAAGCUAAUAUAGCCUUUCCAACAGUUUAUAACAUGAUUCAGGCCUUAGAACUAAAGGCAAGGUAUUCUAUUAUGCUGUAGUAUGAGCCGUAGGUUUUGAUUUUUAACUCUAAUAACUCUCAAGCAUAGUUAAUAUCAAAAUUCACGGAGUCACUUGCUCUAGGUUUGGAAUAAAUAACCUUGGGAAUCCUCAAACACACCGCACCAAGUGGUCUUUUCUUUACAGAUCUGCAGCUGCAGAUACUCAUCCUUUUCACCCUUUCUCCCUAGUGCUGCAGACCACCAAACUACAGCUCUGCCUAGAAGAUGACUUCAGCAUGGGUUUACUUAGGUAACAGGGCUUUGAGGAUCCUGAGACAGAUCUACCAGCUGAUCUUGCUGUUCUCAGGCAUUCUCCUGCUUCACUGGUCCUCAGGAUUCUCCUCCCUGCUGGGGUCCAUCUCAAGUCCUGCAAUUGGGGUGGCAGAAGGACAGCAUUUCCUCUCCAGCGCGACCAGUAGGGAGCAGCAGGGCUGUAGGAAGGGUUGCUGCAAAAUCUGGAUUCAGCACCUGCUGGGGUGUACGUCUCACAGCACAAAACAGCUGCCAUGAGCAGCAGGUGGGAUG